AUGAGCACAUCACUAUCAAACACAAAAACAAAAGAUGAUGAUGAUGAUGAUGAUGAUGAUGAUGAUGAUGAUGAUGAUGAUGAUGAUGAUGAUGAUGAUGAUGAUGAUGAUGAUGAUGAUGAUGAUGAUGAUGAUGAUGAUGAUGAUGAUGAUGAUGAUGAUGAUGAUGAUGAUGAUGAUGAUGAUGAUGAUGAUGAUGAUGAUGAUGAUGAUGAUGAUGAUGAUGAUGAUGAUGAUGAUGAUGAUGAUGAUGAUGAUGAUGAUGAUGAUGAUGAUGAUGAUGAUGAUGAUGAUGAUGAUGAUGAUGAUGAUGAUGAUGAUGAUGAUGAUGAUGAUGAUGAUGAUGAUGAUGAUGAUGAUGAUGAUGAUGAUGAUGAUGAUGAUGAUGAUGAUGAUGAUGAUGAUGAUGAUGAUGAUGAUGAUGAUGAUGAUGAUGAUGAUGAUGAUGAUGAUGAUGAUGAUGAUGAUGAUGAUGAUGAUGAUGAUGAUGAUGAUGAUGAUGAUGAUGAUGAUGAUGAUGAUGAUGAUGAUGAUGAUGAUGAUGAUGAUGAUGAUGAUGAUGAUGAUGAUGAUGAUGAUGAUGAUGAUGAUGAUGAUGAUGAUGAUGAUGAUGAUGAUGAUGAUGAUGAUGAUGAUGAUGAUGAUGAUGAUGAUGAUGAUGAUGAUGAUGAUGAUGAUGAUGAUGAUGAUGAUGAUGAUGAUGAGAUGAUGAUGAUGAUGAUGAUGAUGAUGAUGAUGAUGAUGAUGAUGAUGAUGAUGAUGAUGAUGAUGAUGAUGAUGAUGAUGAUGAUGAUGAUGAUGAUGAUGAUGAUGAUGAUGAUGAUGAUGAUGAUGAUGAUGAUGAUGAUGAUGAUGAUGUGA
This is a messenger RNA of Schistosoma curassoni, 861 nucleotides long. NCBI's taxonomy places the organism in Eukaryota, Metazoa, Platyhelminthes, Trematoda, Strigeidida, Schistosomatidae. The record is from the annotation of a GenBank genome assembly.